This is a messenger RNA of Octodon degus (degu), 432 nucleotides long. Its product is annotated as RNA-binding protein 4B-like. Lineage: Eukaryota; Metazoa; Chordata; Mammalia; Rodentia; Octodontidae. The coding region runs from base 1 to 432 and encodes 143 amino acids. The transcript has a single exon. The record is from RefSeq and is a predicted model, not a curated record. Gene Ontology annotation, molecular function: mRNA binding. Gene Ontology annotation, cellular component: cytosol.
AUGAUGAAGCUGUUUAUUGGCAACCUGCCCCGGGAGGCCACAGAGCAAGAGAUCCGCUCACUCUUUGAGCAGUAUUGGAAGGUGCUGCGAUGUGACAUCAUUAAGAACUGUGGCUUUGUGCACAUAGAGGACAAGACAGUGGCAGAGAAUGCCAUCUGGAGCCUGCACAACUGUAAGUUGCACGGAAUGAACGUCAAUGUGGAAUCCAGCAAGAACAAGAACAAAGCUUUAACAGAGUUACAUGUGGGUGACAUCAGCCCCACCUGUACCAACCAAGAGUCUCGGGCCACAUAUGAGACGUAUGGGAUAGUCAUCGAAUGUGAUAUCAUGAAAGAUUAUGCCUUUGUACACAUGGAGCAGGCAGAAGAUGCUGUGGAGGCCAUCAGGGGCCUUGAUAACGCUGAGUUUCAAGAUGGGAUGUGCGUGGGCUGA